UUCCUGGGGUAGAGGGUCUGUCGAGAGUAUCCUUCGUUAACCUUAAUUAAAACUGAUAAACUCCUCCUCCCUCGGCCCAUUUAAAUAAUGUUUUUUUGUUUUUCUUUUUUUUUUUUUUCUGUGUCUUCCUCUUUUGCUAACUUUGAUAGCAUCCUGGCCCUGGACUAGUCUUUAAGUAUCUAGAAGUGAAUGUAGGAGAGGUGGCUGGGAAGAUGGAAAGUUGAUUCUAAGACCCCUAAGCAGAUUCUGCGACCCCUAAUACUGGCCCUUUGAAUUUGUGGUUAAACAAAGGGAUUGAGAUAAGUGACUAUUGGGCUCUGGGUCUUUUAGAAUUUGACAGAGCUUUACAAAUGGAACAUGGUUUCUUUAGUGGGGAUCUUACACGUUUGGAACUUUCUAGACCUGGAUUAGAAAGCAGGAAAAAAAUGUGGCCUCUGCUGACUGAGAAUUUUUUUAGUUCAGUGGUCUAAAAGCUGAGUACAGGAGAAAGUACAUACAGGGAAAGAAAUAGGCUAUAUCAGCUGUCCAAACAAUGAUAGAAAGUACACUUUCCUACCAUUGACAAAGAUGCCGGCAGUCCCUUGUAGAUAGAUGACCUGUAGCAGCCAAGGAAGCUUUAAGAGGAAUGUGUGGGCUUCAUAGGGUGGUUUGUUUGCUUUCUGAUAUUGUGACGUAGUUUAGUUCCAGGUUAAGUGGAUUUAUGGAUUCUAAUAUCUAUAAUUAGAACCUUUAUCUUGUUUUGUAAAAGAAUGAGCGGUGACCUUGAUAAUAUUUAUAACACAAAAUAGUUCUUACUGCUUCGCUUCUUCCCAUCACUGCCCCUUUACACCAUCCUUCACAUGUUAUUUAAUGGAAAGCCACUUGGAAGAGGAGUUACCAAGGAUACGAUUUAUUAAACUUUCUUUCACAACUCAUACUCCAGGCUUGUCAGUGGUAUGCUCCCAGGUGGUUAUUUUUAAAAAUUGACCACACUUCCAGUUGUCCCUUGGUGUGCGUGGAGGAUUGGCUCCAGGACUCCCUCCCUCCCCCCAGUCUCUUUCAGAUACCCAAAUCCACCCAUGUUGAAGUCCCCCAGUCUGCUCUCCGUAUCCGUGGUUGAGUCAAUCUAUAGAUGUCGAACCCGUGUAUACGGAGAGCCAACUGUAAUUUGUCCUUAAGGAACAACUUUUUGACGUGAAGGAAGAUAGAAAUUUAACUAUAAAAUUCCAUCCAAAACUUCUACUGAAUUGAAACUUGUGUUGUUCCCCCUCCAGGAGCUUCUCAAAACAAAAGUCAGGCACCAUAUUAAAUACUUGUUGAAUGAUCACAGAAGUACGAUAGAGUGAAAGGGAAGCAAUGCAGAAAUCGGAGGGCUCUGGAGGUACACAGUUGAAAAACAGAGCAAGAGGUGACUGUGAUCAGAGGACAUCAUCAAGCACACAGAUAAAACACAGGAAUGCAGUUCAAGGAAGCAAAUCCUCAUUGUCAACCAGUUCUCCAGAGUCUGCAAGAAAACUUCAUCCUCGACCAAGUGAUAAACUGAACCCUAAAACAAUUAACCCGUUUGGUGAACAGUCACGAGCGCCUUCUGCAUUUGCAGCUAUUUACUCUAAAGGAGGUAUUCCUUGCAGAUUGGUACAUGGUUCAGUAAAACACAGAUUACAGUGGGAAUGUCCUCCUGAAAGUCUUUCAUUUGAUCCACUUCUUAUUACUUUAGCCGAGGGUCUGAGAGAAACCAAGCAUCCAUACACCUUUGUGUCAAAGGAGGGUUUUAGAGAAUUACUUUUGGUCAGAGGUGCUUCUGAAAAAGCUGUUCCUUUGCUACCUAGACUGAUUCCUGUGCUAAAGGCAGCUCUGGUCCAUUCGGAUGAUGAAGUGUUUGAAAGAGGAUUGAAUGCCCUAGUUCAGCUAAGUGUUGUUGUUGGUCCUUCUCUAAACGACCAUCUGAAGCAUCUGCUUACAAGCCUUUCCAAGAGAUUAAUGGACAAGAAAUUCAAAGAGCCAAUCACCAGUGCAUUACAAAAGCUAGAGCAAUGUGGCGGAAGUGGAAGCCUUAGCAUCAUCAAAUCUAAAAUUCCAACGUACUGCUCCAUAUGCUGUUGAAGAAGGGAGCCAACAAAAAUUGUUUUUACUGCCUGGUGACGUGUCAAACACUGACCGUGGGUACUCAUGGAACCUUUAUUCCAUGUAUUUUAUUCUUUUGUAAAUCACAGCCACCCUUCAUUAUUUACUAGGUUAAGAUGAAUAUACGCUGAAUCAAAGUUAUUCAGCAACAAAAAAGAACAGUUACUAAUGGAAAGUUACUAAAAUAAGUUCUGUAAGAGUACAAUUUUCUGAGGUUUUUUUUUAAAUUUUUAUUAUUUGUGCAAAGAACCAUUAUUGAGUUGGCAAGAUAAGAUGCAUUUGUAUUUUCUGGUGCCUUUUUAUUUAUAACACUUUUUUGGCAAACAAUUUGUAGCUGUGCCCUGAUUUUUAUAGACAGUUUGCCGUUUCUUGGGUUUAAUAUUUAACAAGACCGUAGAAAUUUAAAAUAGUGGACAAAUGUUUGUGAAUACACUUUUUAAAAAUUGUUUUAAAAGAGAGAAGGGAUCUUGCUUUGUUGCCAGACUGCAGUGCAGUGGCAUGAUCAUAGCUCACUGCAAGCCUCAAAUUUUAGUGCACAGAUGAUCCUUUCAUCUUAGCCUCCCGAUUAGCUGGGACUACAUGGUGGCACAUGCCACCAUGCCUGGCUAAUUUUAAAAUUUGCUUGUAGAGAUGGGAUCUCACUCUGUUGUCCAGGCUGGUCUAAGUUCUGGCCAGUGAUCCUCCCACAAUGAACUUCCAAAGUGCUGGGAUUACAAGUGUGAGCCACCAUGCCUGGCCCCAUGAAUACACUAUUAAUUAUUGUUUGUAAAUAUGUAUCGUAUAAUGUACAAUGCUUGGAAAAUUUUUUCAGAGUAUUCUAGAAUAGUUUAAGAAAUUUUUUCUAAUUCUGUCAAUUCUAUUACAAGUAUGUUGUUUAUUACAACUCAUUACAACUACCUAAAUUUUACGUGUUAACUCUAUUUAAGUAAAUACUAUUUUUGCAUUUCAUAGCCAGAAAAUACUGAUGUUCACAUAAGGAUAUUCAGCAAUUAAAAUGUUAAAACUUGUACAUGCA
Messenger RNA from Cercocebus atys (sooty mangabey), 3118 nucleotides. It is a transcript of the gene PACRGL, whose product is annotated as PARK2 co-regulated-like. The transcript is spliced from 11 exons. NCBI's taxonomy places the organism in Eukaryota, Metazoa, Chordata, Mammalia, Primates, Cercopithecidae. The coding region runs from base 1336 to 2082 and encodes 248 amino acids. The record is from RefSeq and is a predicted model, not a curated record.